AUGAAAGUCCGCAAGUUACAUGGAUUAAUAAAGAAAAUAUUUUAUGAAAAAAGAAAAAAUUUCAUUCUUUAUUUUUUCUUUUUAUUAGUACCAUUCCUUUUAAUAGCAUUUCAUAUAUUUCUAAGGAAAAUAAGUGAUAAAUACUCUAUAGAAAUAAAUUAUUCUUCAAAAACUGAUAAAGUUAAAUUAAAUGAUUCAAUACACCAUUAUAUUCUAUUUUUGAGUAAUCAAUUAUGUUCAAAGCAAAUAGGUAAUGAUAUAUAUAUAAAUCAUAUAUGUAUUACUCCCGAAAAUGAUAUAACAAAUUCCUUUAUGUCAUUUGCUGAGGAAAAUGACUUAAAUUUAUUUAAAAUCUAUAAAAAUGAAGAAGAUUGCUUAAAAAAUGUAAAAUUUGCAAUAGAAUUAAAAAAAAACGAUAUAAAGGAGACAAAAUAUAAUAAUUAUUACAAUAUAAAAGAGCAAAAUUCAGAAGAAGCAUAUAUAUUAAAUACUUUAAAAAAAAAUUUAAAAUAUAAGGAGUCCAUCACUUUAGAUGAUUUAUAUAAAAAUGUUUAUUCUAAAAAAGAAUAUAAUAAAUUAUUAAAUAUAAGAAUAGAUGAAGACACUUUAAAAGAGAUUAAAAAAAAUGAAUUAUAUAAAUCAUUUAUAAAAGAAAUUAUGAAUUUUAAAGAUGAAAACCAUUACCAAAAAUUUUUUAAUGAUGAAAAAAAAAGAUUAUUUUUUAUUAAUUUUGUGAAAAGUAAUUUAAUAGAAACAAAUUUCUCAUGUGGGUUACUAGCUAUUCAAAAUAAAAAUGACUUAAAAAAAAAAAGUAAGUUAAAUUUUUCUUAUCUAUUUGAAAAAAAUAAGGAAAGAGAAAAAAAAAUUUUUAAUAGCAAUUCUGAUAAUGAAGUAAAAUAUGAAGAAUACUAUAAUAAUAAUCAUUUUAAUUCAAAGGAUAUAGAAAACAAAUAUUUAACUAAGGCAGAAAGUUAUAAUUUAAACAAAAAAAAUUUAAGUUUUAGUAAAAAGAGAUAUAUUAUUGAAAAUGAUUUAAUAAAUAAUAUAUCUUAUAAAAUAAGUGUAGGUGAUUAUGCUUUAUUAAAUUUUGGUCAAAAAUUUUUUUUUAAUGAUAUCAAUAUAAAUUUAAAGCAAAAUUUUUUAAAUUUUAAUACCGUUGAUGAUUUAUCAUUUAAUAUUUUCCUUAACGAAUGGUAUUACUGCAGCUUCUUUAUAGUUUUGGAAUAUUAUUUUAAUUCAUUUCUAUUCAAAUAUUAUUCUUAUAAUUUAGAAAAAUAUGAAAGAAUUAUGAAUAAUGAUAAAACUAACAAAAAUUAUAUUUUAAAGAGUCCGUUGAAAAAAUUAUUUUUGAAUGAAUUUUUUUUGUUUAAGAUGCCAAUGAAAAAUGCAAAGAUUAAUGCAUUUGAUACUCUUGAAAAAAAUAUAUUCCGAGUAAUAAUAUUUUUAUGCGUUUGUUUAUUUAUUGCAAACAUUUGUUUUGAUAUAAACAAAGAAAGGAAAAUGAAUAUAGUAAAUUUCUUAUGUUGUAUCAAAAUAAAUAAAUAUUAUUAUUAUUAUUCUUGGAUCUUAUUUUAUUGCAUAAUCUUAUUUAUCUAUAAUAUAUUCUUUACUUUUAUUAUUUAUUUUUUUGUAUAUUUACAUUCAAUUAAUUAUUUUAUUUUAUUUACGUAUGUAUACCUCUUUUUGAUGAAUAGUUUACUAUUUACUGUUAUAUGUAUGCAAUUUUCUGAUAAUGCCUCAAUAAAUUAUAUUGCAACAUUUCUUCUUUUUUUUCUGUGUUCAUCAUUCCGUUUAAUCAUUCAUUCAGGAGUAAAUAAAGUUCUUUUAUUCUUUGUUUUGUUAAUACCACAUUCGUCUUUUUGUUUAGCAUUAGAUUUUUUCUUUAUAUUAAUUAAAAAUAACAUUAAAGUAAGUUAUAUGCAAUUAUUUUUUAAGAUUGAAUUUAUAAGUUUGAUGGAUCUUUUGUUGUAUUCUGUUAGCUCCUUUAUAUUAUUAAUUAUAAUUUUGUCAUUUAUAAUAUUUUUUAAACAAAGAAGAUUAAAUAUAUCAAAUAUAAAGAAAAAAAGGAAUAGUAUUAUAAAUAAACAAGAUAAAUUAAUGUAUGAAUUAAGUGAUCCUGAUGAAGAAAAUAUGAAAAAGCAUUUAACAAACCUUACAAGAAAAAUGGAUAUAAAAAUAGAAAAGAAUACUAUAAAACCAAAAGAAAAUAAUUUAUAUAGAAAUAAUAAUGAAAUGCACGGUAACAAUUCCUAUUUGAUAAUUGAAAAUGUGAAUAAGUAUUACGGUAACAAGCACAUUUUAAAAGAUGUUUCGUUAACUUUAAAAAGUAAUAGGGUAUUUGUUUUGCUAGGAGAAAAUGGAUCAGGAAAAUCUACAUUAAUUAAUAUUAUAACGAAAAUGAUAACAAAAGAUAGUGGAAAAAUAACAUUUAUAAAUAAUAAUUUAAAAAAAAGGCCAAAAAAAUUCAUUGAUAUUAAUAAUAAUAGAAGUAAUAUAUCUAACGUUUCUUUGCAUAAUAAAGAUAAUUUUAUAAAUAAAAUUUUAAAAAAAAAAAAAAAUGAUCAAUUUAAAAUUAGCUAUUGCAGUCAAAAUGUCAUAUUAUAUGAUAAUUUAACUUUUUAUGAAUCGAUCAAAAUUUUUUUAUUAUAUUAUAACAAAAACGUUGAUAAGUAUUUAAAAAAAAAAAGAACAUUAAAAAUUCUAAAUGAUCUAGAUCUUGAGAGAUAUUUGAAUGAUAAAAUAAGAAAUCUGAUAGAUGAAAUAAAAAAAAAAAUUUCUAUAUUUAUUUGUUUUCUUGUGAAACAAGAUAUUUACAUAUUAGAUGAGCCAUUUAUUGCUUUAGAUAUAAAGACAAAAAUGAAAUUGUUUAAUUUUUUUGAUAAAAUAAAAAAAAAUAAUAUUAUUUUUAUCUGUACACAUGACAUUUAUGAAGCUAAUAAUUUUGCUAAUGAUAUAGCAGUAAUAAAAAAUGGUGAAAUUAUUUAUAAUGGAUCAAAAAAUUCUUUUCAAAAAUUAAUAGAUUACAAAUUUAUUUUAAAUAUUCAAUAUAAUAAAGAUAUUAAUAAGGAAAUUGAUUAUUUAAGUCAAGACAAAGUUAUGUUAUCUCUAUAUCAAAAUUCAGAAAAUAAAAAAAAUAUUCUCACUAGCAUUUCUCAUGCCCCUAGAAAAGCUAGUAACUAUGACAAUUAUAAAAUUAAUAAUUUUAGUUUUAAUAAUAAUAAUUAUAAUAAUACUAGAUUUAAUGUAUUAUUGAAUUAUGCAAAUGAAAAAGAUAAAAAAAAUACUGUGUUAAAAAAAGAGAUUAUAAAUUUUAUUAAAUGCAUUAGAGAAGAAAAUAAAAAUUGUUUUAUAUUUUUCAACGAAAAUUAUAUUUAUUGCACAUAUAAAAUAAAUGAAAUAGAAUCCUUAAAAAAAUCACUUUGUUUUUUAAAUAAAUAUAAAAAUGUGUUAACAUAUCAAAUAAAAACUAUAGAUAUAUACUAUACUUAUUUAUAUAUAUAUACAUAUAAUGAAAAGAAAAAACUUCUAAAAAAUGUUCAGGAUAAAGACAUUAGGUGUUUAAUAGAAAUAGAUCCUUUGUUUUAUAUAUAUUAUUCCAAUUUAAAAUAUUUUAAUGAACAAAAUGACUUAUUAUUCAGUAAAUAUAAAAAUGGAAAAAUAUACUUUGAUAAUUUUGAUUACUUAAGUGAAAUUUUAGUUAAUAACAAAAAUAGCAAAAAUAGUUAUGAAGAAAGGACAUUUUUAGAAGAUAAAAAAGAUGAAACAACAAAUGAAAACAGUAUAGGUAUAGAAGAAAAAAAAAAUAAUGGUAAUGUAAAGGAAAUAGAUAAAAAUAGAUAUUUACAGAAAACAACUGAAAGAAAUUCUUUGUUUAAAAAUUUAAUUAACAACUUUAAUAUAUAUAUUAAACCUAUGUUAUUUUUAAAAAUUAAAAAAGAUUUAUAUAAUAAAAGUUUUUACUGGUAUAAAUUUUUAGUGCCUUUGCUUAUUUUAUCAUUUGGGUUUUUUAUAAUAAAAUGCGUUUCAAAAUUUGGGAAAAUUAAAAAUAUUAAAUUAGAUCAUAACACAAUAAGCUCUAUUAAUAUAAAAGAUACUACUUUAAAUUAUUAUAUCAUAUAUGAAAGAGAAAUGAGUAAAGAUGAAGAUAUGAAUUCAUACAAAGAUAUGAAUAUAAUAAAUUAUAAUGGGUAUGGGAAUUUUAAUUAUAGAAAAUUAUCAUUAAAAGAACAAAUUAAAAAGAAAAAUAAAUUAAAUUAUAAUACUAUAAACGAUACAAUAAAAUUGAAAAAUGGACAUAAUUUUAAUAGAUUCACAACAUAUUCAUUUAAUUAUUAUAAUAAUACAAUAAAUGCUCUCUUAGAAAAAUAUUGUUUAAAAGAAAAAAUAAAUUAUAUAGAUGAUUAUAUAAAUAAAGACAAUUUAUAUGAUGAUAUAAAUAAUUAUUUAAAAAGAAAAUCAGAAAAUGAUAAUGAUAUAUCAUUAGGUUCCAUUGUUUUCUUUAUUAAAGAAAAAAAAGAUGAGGGGGAUAUAAAUAAUAACAUUGAGAUAGAAAUGAAUAUAAAUUUAUUUUAUAAUUAUACAUCUAUUCAUUCAAAUGCAUAUUAUGUAAAUUCUAUAUUUAACAUUUUAUUUGAUUUUCAAAAGACAAUUAAUGAAGAUAAUUAUGAAAAAGAAAAAAAAUUCUUAUAUUAUAAGGAAAAUGAGCCGUAUCAUUUUAUUACAUAUGAUGAACAUAUACAAAGUGAUAAUAUAUAUAAAAAAUUAACAAAUGAUUAUUAUAGCAAAUUGGAAUAUCUAAAUGAUGAUUUAAAUAUAGCAUAUAAAAAUAUUAGCACUAAUGAUGAUAAUAAUGAAUGUUACAAUAAAAACAAUUUCAUGAUAAAAAAGGAUAAAGAAAAUUACGAAAAGGAAGUUUUGAAAAGCUUCAGUAAACUUGAAGUUGUAAAUGAACCAUUUAAUAUAAAAUAUCAUGAGAAUUUUCUUAGUGACUUUUAUAUAAACGUCUAUAUAUUUUUAUCUUUAGUUAUUUUUUUUUGUGUUUUCUUUGAUGGACUAAAAAACGAAAUGGGACAUAGAAAAAUUUUUGAGAAUUUUCAUGUUCACAAGUAUAUUCAUUAUUUCCAUUUAUUACUUGUGGAAUUUUUAUAUUAUUUUAUAUACUUAAUUUUUCUUUUUAUAGUAAUGUAUAUUUUUGAUCACUGGCAAUUUAUUUAUAUCUCUUAUUUCUUUUUUCUUUUAUUGUAUGGAUUUAAUAUUUUUUUAUCUAUAUGCAUGUUCUCUUCUUUAUAUUUCAAUAGUUAUAUACUUUUUUUGUUCUUUAAUUUUAUAUUUUGUGGUAUAAUAUGUAUCGUAAUUUAUGUUUUACUUAUUUUAUCGUAUGCAUAUUCUAAUAAUAUAUUAAUAUAUAUAUCAUAUAUUAUUGUAUGCAUGUUCAGAAUAUUUGACUCCUUUUUACUUUCACAUUUAUUAAAUAUCCGCAGCUUAUGUUUAAAUAUAAAAAGUCAUUUUUAUUACUUAAAUGGUACUGACAAAAGUGAAAAAAAUAGUUUUGCAUUUUUAAAUAAUACUAACAAAAAUAAUUUAGAGUUGAAAUUAGGAGAAAUACAAGAUAUUUGUGAUGAUUCAAAUAAAUAUUUCAACACGGAAGGGGAUUUUAUCUUUUUAUCAAUUAAUUGUAUUAUAUAUUUGCUAAUAAUAUUGUAUAAAUUAUUACAAUUGAGAAGAAUUAAAGUACAUAAAGAAAAACAAGAAAAAAUUAAAAGAAAUGUAUCAGAAGAAAAGUAUACAUUCUUCCUAAAACAUUUCUACUUAUCUAAUAAAGAUUAUAGGAAAAAAAAAAAAAAAAUACAUAUUUUUUUUAACAUCUUGAAUUUUAUGAAGAAAUUCUUGAAUUUAAAAAAAAAAAAUAAGAAUAUAAGUUAUAGAAAAUAUAAUUCAUCUGAAAUAGAAACUAAUGUAAGUUAUGAUUUAGAGGAAGAAAGAUAUAUAAAACAUGAUAACUUUGUAAGUUAUACUGAAAAAAAGGAAGAGAAUUGUUUUAAUAAUGAAAAUUAUAUAUUAGAAAAUUUAAAUAUAAAAAUAAAAAAAUAUAAAAUUUACACCUUUUCUACCAUAUUUAAUAAUGAUUUAAAUAUAUUAUAUUUUUUUAAAUAUUUUUUAUGUAAAAAUAACGGUGAAAUAAGUAAUUAUAUUAAUUAUAAUGAGGAAAAUAAUAAUUACAAAAGGAACAAAAAGUAUUCCGAAAAAAAAUUUCAGAAAAUUAAAGAAAAUGAUUAUAAAAUUAUAUUAAUACCAUAUAUGUCUAUAUAUGAACAUAUUAAAUUAAUUUUAACAUUUAAAAAGUUAAAGUUGAAUUAUAAUGAGUUAAAUUAUAUUAUCAAUUUAUUAAUGUUAAUAGUUAAUUUAAAAUGCAAUAUUCACCUAGCUUGUAAUCAGCUAAGUGGAGGUAUGAAAAAAAAAGUCGAAUUAAUGAUAAAUUUAUUAAAAAACAACAAACUUAUCUUUUUAUAUAAAUUAAAUGAUAACAUUGAUUUUUGUUCUCAAAUUUAUAUAAACAUAAUUUUAAAAAAUAUAUUAUUACUUAAUGAAUAUGACAGAAAGAUAAAUUAUGUACCAUUUGAUAUUGGCAAUGCACCAUCGUAUAUAGAUCUGGAUGAAAAAAAAAAAAAGAAUAGUAUAAGUGUCAACAAUUGUGAUGUGAAAAAAAAGAAAAUGGAGAAACAAAAAACAAAAAAUAAUAGUAUUUUAAAAGAAAAAAAAAAAAUUAUCAACUCGAGUAAAAAAAACGAUUAUUUAGAAUGCUCUAUUUCAUCAAAUUUAAAAAGUGUCAAUCAAAAUAUUAUUGAUUCAUUUAUAAAACAGAAUAUAUUAAAAAUUAAAUUUGAUUUUAAGAAUUUUGCAAUUUACACUCAUAUUUAUACAGAUAUGUUAUAUUAUGAUUAUUUAUAUUUAUUUCAUAAAAAUGCAAUUAUUUAUCAGAAUUAUAUACAAAACAUAAGAAACAAUUUCAAAAAUCAUUAUUUAUUUCAAAUAAAAUUAAAAAGAAUACCUGAAUGUAAAGUAAGAGAAUAUAUGAAUGUGUACUUUUCCUUAUAUAAAAAAUCACUUAAGAAGUAUCAAAAAGUUUUGAACAAUUUUUAUAAAAAUUCAAAAGCUAAAAAAAAAAAGCAUUGCUGCAAUGAUAUUACACAAAUGGAUUCUAUUAUUUUAUUUCUUGAAAAAUAUUCAAAAGAGAAUUCAUUGACAAUACAAAAUCUUUAUUAUAUUUUUAAAACAAAUAAAAAAAAUAAAUAUUACAGAAAAAUCAAUUUUUUAAAUAUUUCUAAAUUUCAUAAAAUACUUUUUAAUUUGAUGAUAGAUAAGUUUUCAUAUCUACAUUGCUAUUUAAACAAAAAUAAAUAUAUAUCUAUUUUUAAUUUAUUUAAAUUUAUUAUAUCCGGAGUUACGUUUAAAAAAAUUCAAAAUUUUAUUUUUAAAUAUAAAGGAGUAAACAGAAUUUAUUCCGAAAUAUUAAAAUUCAACCAUUAUUUAUUUAUUUUGAAAAUAAAGAAUAACGGAAACUUUUUUAAAAUAUUAGAGAUUAAUAAAAAACUGAAAUUUAAUGAUGAAGAAAUGGAAGUAGAACAAAUAGAUAUAAAUAAUGCUAGUGCUAAUGACAUUUUUCUUUUAAUGUUUAAAAAAUUAUUAUGA
Molecule: messenger RNA, 7689 nt
Organism: Plasmodium relictum
Lineage: Eukaryota; Apicomplexa; Aconoidasida; Haemosporida; Plasmodiidae
Gene: ABCI3
Product: ABC transporter I family member 1, putative
Exons: 4
Coding region: 1-7689 (2562 amino acids)
Biological process (GO): transmembrane transport; lipid transport
Cellular component (GO): intracellular membrane-bounded organelle; membrane
Molecular function (GO): ATP hydrolysis activity; ABC-type transporter activity; ATP binding
Source: RefSeq, a predicted model, not a curated record